Messenger RNA from Chelmon rostratus (copperband butterflyfish), 2750 nucleotides. It is a transcript of the gene fbxo22, whose product is annotated as F-box protein 22. Gene Ontology annotation, molecular function: protein binding. The record is from RefSeq and is a predicted model, not a curated record. Lineage: Eukaryota; Metazoa; Chordata; Actinopteri; Chaetodontiformes; Chaetodontidae. Gene Ontology annotation, biological process: regulation of skeletal muscle fiber development; positive regulation of proteasomal ubiquitin-dependent protein catabolic process; protein polyubiquitination. Bases 45 to 1208 code for a protein of 387 amino acids. The transcript is spliced from 7 exons.
AGCUGGGCAGCCGUGCUGGAAAACCUACGACUUGAGAGGGAAGUAUGGGUGAAAAUCAAGAUUUUGCCGUUUCUUUUCAAGACAGCAAAGCUGCAUACGUACUCAGCAAUGUUGCCGAAGUGGUUGAGCGAAUUCUGACGUUCGUACCAACCAAAUCGCUUCUCCGGAUCGCAAGUGUGUGCAGACUGUGGAGAAACUGUGCCCGGAGAGUGCUGAGGACUCAGCAGCAGCUGACCUGGGUAUCAGCCUGUGGACCGUCUAACACAGAGGUUCAUGCCCUCUGCAACAUCCUGGCUGAGGAGGUCGAGAAAGUGUUUCUCCUACCUAAAACAGUUCUGGCAAUGGUAGACUGUGAGGCCUUCAAUGGACAAGCUUAUUGCUACAGACAGAAUAAAGCAAAAAAGAGUCGCCACAGUCCCAACACAGUUGAAGAGCUGAACCUGCUCUUCCCCAAAGGAUGUGACAUCAUGGGCAUCUCUACACCCGGCAUAGUCUUGACUCCCAGUGGCUCCUGCUCCAGCCCUCCUCAGGAAUACCAGGAGGGGGAGGCAGGUUUUGCGAUCAUGUUCCCCGGCGUAGAAGGUGUCCACAUCAAGCCCUUUCAUUUCUGCAAGAAGUCCAUUUCCCCAACAGCCCUGAGAGAAGCAGGACUAGUUGACAACCCAGAGCUUCGUGUGGUGCUGAUCUUCGUCUAUGAAGCAUAUAAAUCUGGAGGAGCACGCUUCCUCAGCCAGAUACUGGAGCCGCUGGCCAAGAGCAAAGCUCUCAUUGCUGGAGGGCUGGUAGAAAGUGUCUUAUCUCCCACCAGACACUGCUGUAGCCAGGGUGCAUAUGGCGUGGUGGGCCUGGCCCUGAGUGGCCCUAAGGUGCAGGGGGCAUCUGUGCUCUUGGACCAAGACAUCAGCAACGCAAAGGCAGCUGAAGCCACGAUCCGCCGGCUAAAGGCGGCCAAAAUUCCUGAGAGGAACACCCUUGGGUUCAUGUUCGCCUGUGUGGGGAGAGGCCAGAACUACUACAGCAACCAGGCUAACGUAGAGGCUGACGCCUUUCACAAGGUGUUCCCCAACACCCCGCUCUUUGGCCUGUUCGGCAACGGCGAGAUUGGCUGCGACCGAAUCAUCAAAGAUGACUACACGCUGUGCGACACUGACACAGACAGUCUGCAGCAUGAGUACACUACAGUCAUGACCCUGGUCCAUCUAGGCUGACUGACUGACCCACAGUGACAGUGGACUAACAGGAAAAAAAGACGACCCAUCAUUCUCCUGCUUGCAGCAGCAGUCGGGAACAGGAAACAAUCUGUAUGGUGUGUAACUCACGUUACGACUCAGAAUAUUGCUGUCACCAUUUCUGCUCAUACAGCAGGAAAGUGAUCCCUUUAGCCAUCAGUGUAAUGGCUUCAUUUGGGAAAUUGUGUCCCGCCUUGGAGACUGUGCGCGUAAACACAGCUUCAUAUAAAAGUAGUGAGUUUCACAAAGUCGACAAAAGACAAGCCGAUCAUCUUACGUUCAAAUGUGCUAGAGCACUGUUGUGAAAUAUAUGUGUUUAUAUUUUCCCCAAACUUCGCACACAUUCAAGGCAUAUCUUACAACAUCCACCUCAUGGUCUGUUGGCUUUGCAGGUGAGUAAGUUAACAAGCGAUUGUUCAACUGUAGUUGUUGCUUCAGCGCAGGCACUUUUUAUUCAUGCAAGUAAGAGGAGUGUUGUCCCUCUUCUACAGAAUCAAGGUAAUCUUGAUUUGAAUGCUCUUGUUUUGUAGGUUUUCAUUCAUGGUUUUUUACGCUUUUGUCUUACCCGUGAAAAAAUAAUAAACCGUGUUAACCUACAAAUUAAUACUCUUUUGCGAGAUAUCCAUGUACCGCGGUUCAUUUGGGCACAUCAGUCGGAAUCUUACAGUGCCUCUUUUUUUUUUCAUCCACAUGUCAGGUCAUAUCUCCUACUACCUACUUCCAACUGUUAAUGGAUGAGCUCUAUGGUUACUUCAUCUCCCCAGCUUCUGCAGCUUAAAUGAAAGAUUCAUCUUAAAACAGGAGAGAGAACAGGGCUGCCCUGUUAGCUGUGUUAGUGACACUGACUCGCAGAAACUCUCAGUUUGACCUCACUUUACUCUCAGCUCUUCUGCAAUGAACUAACUUUAGGAAAAAGUGGUUGGAAAUUGAAGAUAUGCUGUUCAAAGCCAGAAAAAAUGUGAUGGAUUUGGUGUAGAUGAUGAUGAUGUGUCCCUCGCAAAGGUUUUUGAAAUCUUGAUGGUGUAGUCUAAGACUAACUACCUAGUUGCAGGUUCGAAAAAGCGGCCAAAUAAAAGAAAUAAUAUCGCUGUCUCUCCAAAUCCAAUCAUGCUUCUUAAAGGCCCCGCCGUUGAUUCAUGUCAUGCUUUUUCCUCAUGAAGAAGAAUCUCAUGACAUGUAGGUGCAAUUUCCAGUAUGUAUAGGUUUGUUGGCCGUUAGUUUGCUGUUACAUGUUGAGAUUCAGCUUUUCUAUGCAACGAUGAUUGUUGCAAAAACGGACACCUUUUAAGGAAGUUUCAGUAUUUUUACUUUGGACAAAUGAAAACUCCUCCUUUGUGUCGGACACACACAUCUGCCCUCACAGUUUUUGAAGAUAAAACGAAGACUUAUUUGAAGUUAGUGUUUAUGGCUCAUUGAACAAAGUUGUUUUCGGUGUUGAUGCACUUUUCUACAUGUGCCAAAUCAUGUCUGUUCUGCUCUUUCACUCAAUAAAUGACAAAACUUCAGUAUGUGGACAUGUGC